GCACUUUCUGGUUGUCUGUGCACUGAGAGUCGGCCUGCCAUGUCUGAGAGGCAGGGGGUUCGGGGAGAUUGAAAGAGUCUCGGUCGACUCCAGUCGCCCAUUGGAUUGGGAGUGGACAGUCGCUAUGAUAAACGAAGGUCAAGUUAACAAAGGUCUGCUUUACAGCGUGGUUACCUAUUGUUCUGGAGAGCUGCGGUUUCUUGCUAAUGUUCUCCAACAAAAACAGGAACAGCAAUCCCUCUUCCCACACAUCCGACGCCCCCGGAGUCCCUCCCAUCAUGCGAGUCGUCGAGAAAAAAGUUCCCUCUCCUCCGCGUCACAAAUGCCUUUCGCUCGGUGGUGCGAAGCUCGGCAAAAGCCUUGACCAACGCCAUCCGGUCAGCAUCGAUGUUGAGCAGUCGCAUGCCUCUACGACCUGCUCGUACGACAACUGGAGCCGCCGGCGCAACUGUUCGUCAGCCGCGAAUUCUUCUUCCAUCGGAAUCGGGCAAGUCCGCUCGACGAAGAGUCCCCCGCCGUCCGAGCCGCUGCCUUCGCCGUUGUCAUGGUUGCGGAAGCCGUCGAGGACCUGAAGUCCGCCGCAACCGCCUAACCAAAAAGCUCCACCGCCUUGUGCCAGUUGAAGGCGUCGGCCAGGCCGAAGGCGUGGAUCGCCCGAGCGAGCCUGCAAUGCUGGUCGAUA
Messenger RNA from Parathielavia appendiculata, 682 nucleotides. RefSeq lists its product as uncharacterized. The transcript has a single exon. The record is from RefSeq and is a predicted model, not a curated record. NCBI's taxonomy places the organism in Eukaryota, Fungi, Ascomycota, Sordariomycetes, Sordariales, Chaetomiaceae. Bases 207 to 572 code for a protein of 121 amino acids.